AUGUCCUACAUGAGUCAAGAUGAAGACCUAGGGCCCAUGGCAAUGCCUCCCAUGAGUCCCAACUGGAGGCCUAGAGGUCACAACAAUGAUGCAUGCAAGUCUGUUUCAUGGAUCUGGUUGGGAAGGUCCCAAGAUCACCACCACCAAACACUUCAAAGACUGUUUUCAUGGGGACCCACGCUGGUCCACAGCAUUGGCAAAUCUGUUCUCUCUCGCAGGUCACAACUGAAGACACGACGUGAUGUCCACUUCCGGCUCAAACUGAGUGCGUGGACCACAAACGAGUCCAGGGUGAGGGUUUCUCAAACGAGCGCGGUCCUCCGAGGCCGUCCUCACCCCGGCCAGGCUGCGUGCAGCCGCGGUCUGGCAGGCAACGGCUGCGGGAGGCGCGCGCGCGCGGGCGUGCGUGCCUGUGCGCGCGCGUGUGAGCAGCAAGGCGGGAGGCGGCGCAGCGCCUCCCGUGGGGCCCGUGGGGGCGGCCUCCGGGUGGGGGAGGGGCUCCGCUGGGCAGCCGCCCCCGUGCCCGUGGCCCGCGAGGUGAUCUCGGCGUGGUGUGGGGGCAGCAGCGAGAGCGGGAGCCGGCACCCGGCGCGCGGGGCGGAGCAGCGGCCACGAGCCCGGCAGCGCCAGCGGCCGACGCGCUGGUCUGGGCAGGCCGGCGGGGAGGCGCCGCUCGCUGCGCCGGGUCACGUGGCGCGGUCACGUGGCGCGCAGCCGGACCGGCGCGGCGGCGGCCGAGGGAGGCGGAGACUUGCCAGAGACGCGGGGGGGAGGCGGCGGCGGCGGCGGCGGCGGCGGCGCGGGGCUGCUGGAGGCGGAGGCGGAGAGGCGCGGAGAGCUGCGGGGCCGCCGCCACGGCCGCUCGGGAGUGAAGCCCCGCGAGCGAGCAGCGUGUCUGCAAAAGCGGCCCAGUCACCUGUCGUGGCAGCUGCAUGGAAAUCCCGGCGCUUCUGCUGUCUGGAGUCUGUGCUGUUUCCUCUGGCAAAUCACGGAGAUUCCGCUGCCAGUACCACCCCUUCCUCUGCCCUGCGCCUCAAAACCCAGUGCAUGAUGCUGACGUGAAGUUUGACCCGCUUGGGGCAUGUAGCAUGAAAGAGGCUACUUUCUGUUAGGACACUACUUCAAGGUUGGGGAGGUGAGAGUGAUCUACCUUUGUGGAACAAAUGAGGGUGACACCAACCCUCACUGGGGUUGAUGUUAUUUAAAGGCCUAUUUUUAGUCUUCUUACCUACAGAUCUGCCCAGAUGAUCAGGAAGUCUUGUAAUACUACUUCUCCUAGGGAUAAUCAGUUCCCUUGGACAGGGAACUGUUUUCUGGGUUGUCUACUUUUAUUUUGCAGUAGUUGUAAAAUAAAACUUAUGGAAAGCAGUGAGUCCUUUUUCAUAGACAGAUUUUAGCACAGGGGGACUUAUUUCUGGGGUUUUAAAGAAUAUAAAAACCCGUUCCAGGAUUCCUUUUGUACCUGUUCUGUGUCUGAGGUUUUGACCAUUUCACAGUUGGAGUUUAGUUUUUGCAGGCAAACCCACAGGGAAUGGUGUGGUCCUGGCGGAUUCUCUGCCAGGCAGCGUAUGGAAGGCUUGCCUGGGGUUGGAGAGUGGGUUGGGUGUGCAGUGGCAGUGCACCUUGCACAUAGCCACACUGCAAUCCAGAGGGAGUCGUGCUGAGACUGCUGCCCCUCAUAUGGGACAGUUGGAGCUGAUCUCAGCAUUGUGCAGUGAUAGACAUAUUCCGAAUGGGAGAUUCACAUGUUUCUUGCUUUUUCAUGAUAGUUUAUUAUAUUGGAAAUGACUAUAUGAAUACAUUAUGAAUAUUCUAAUCUAGUGUUCGGUUCCUCAAUUUAAAACAAGGAAAGGUGCAUGAAAAUUAUUAGAGAAUGAAUAUUUAAAAAUUUAUAAGUGCUGUGUUUUAGUAAGGGUUUUGCAAGUAGCGGUUUUUUCACAUGUUGGAGGUGGUGUUGACCUCUAGAUUUACAAGCAUGUAGUACUGAGCUGGAGGGGAAAAAAAAAUUUUUUUUUAACAGACUGGAACUUUCAAAUACGGAGGGUGUAGAAAGCUAUGAUUACUCAUGUGCCUGAAAAAUGUAUUUACUGUAUAUUUUAAAAUAAUGACCUCUUCAUUUGGAAAGGAUAUGUAUCAUACUGAAUUUUCUAGUUUUCAAAUGUAGCCAUAAGAAUAACAGUUUGGCUAGUCAUACUGAUUUUUUACUAAAACUGAAUGUAAUUUUUUUUUAACCAUUGACUCGAUGGGUGGUACAGAAAGCCUAUUUUAGAUUGAAUCAUCCAUAGUUCAUGCAGAGAUCCCAAGUAUUGGAAGAAUAGUAGAGACAGUAACCUUACUUCAGGCCAAAUUUUAAAAGUUUUAUAGGGCAGACUGUGAAGACUAGGUUUUCAGUUUGGGUUUGUUGCAGGUAGAGUAUUUGGAUUCAGGGAGAUUUAUUGAUUGCCUACAGUAGGCUUGAGUAAGCUGGUGGCAGUGUGUCUUCAUGUGUUCCACGGCACUUACAUUACUACAGAUUCUCCUAUUUUCUUCUGAGGUGGCAAGAUGAUAGGACACAGAAUGUGCCUUUGUAAGAUGCAGUGAAAAAUUGGGUGAAGCUUCAAACCUGAAAUGCUAUGAUUUGAUUACUGUAUUGGUUCUUGUUUAGGAUUCUGUAAAGAUUUUUCAGUAUUACUAAACCUUGCAGAAAUUAUUCGCUUUCCCUAUGACACUGCAUGGACUAUAUAAUUAAAAUGUCCAGUUUGUUUUAGUUUGGCUGGGAUAAUGUUAAUUUAGUUACUAAAUGUUAAUGUACUAAAUUUUCUGUGGUAAAAUACACAUAACAUAAAAUUUGCUGUUUUAACCUUUUAAAAAAGUAUACCGUUUAGUGGUAUUAAUAAACAGCCAUUACCACCAUGUAUGUCCAAAA
This is a messenger RNA of Cavia porcellus (domestic guinea pig), 2905 nucleotides long. RefSeq lists its product as uncharacterized. NCBI's taxonomy places the organism in Eukaryota, Metazoa, Chordata, Mammalia, Rodentia, Caviidae. The coding region runs from base 1 to 1062 and encodes 353 amino acids. The transcript is spliced from 3 exons. The record is from RefSeq and is a predicted model, not a curated record.